AACUGUUCUUUUCUACUGUUACGUACCAAGCUGGGCCAGGCUUAGGAUCCGUGCAAGACCAAAGGGAGUAUAAUGGCAUUUCUGACGCUCCUGUUCUGCAGCCUGCUGGUAACUUCUUCAUAUUCGCAGUUGUGGUGGAGUAGUUCAGACCAUGGUGGAGGCACAGGAGGAAGCAGUGGUUACGGUGGUGCAAGUAGCUCUGGAGGAAGCUCAGGAUAUGGUGGUGGAAGCUCUGGAGGAAGCGGAAUUAUCAUAAGUGGAGGCUCUGGAGGAAGUGGAGGUUACAGCAGUGGAAGCCCUGGAGGAAGUGGAGGUUACAGCAGUGGAAGCCCUGGAGGAAGUGGAGGUUACAGCAGUGGAAGCCCUGGAGGAAGUGGAGGUUACAGCAGUGGAAGCCCUGGAGGAAGUGGAGGUUACAGCAGUGGAGGCUCCGUAGGAAGCGGAGGUUACAGCAGUGGAGGUUCGGUACGAAGCGGAGGUUACAGCAGUGGAGGCGCUGUAGGAAGCGGAGGUUACAGCAGUGGAGGCUUAGGAGGAAGUGGAAGUUUCAGUAGUGGAAGCUCUGGAGGAAGCGGAAGUUACGGUAGUGGAAGCCUUGGAGGAAGCAGAGUUAUUGUAGGUGGAGGCUCCGGAAGCAUAAGACCUGCAAGUGGGGGAAGUUCCAUAGGAAGCAGUGGUGGAAGCUCUGGAGGAAGCAGAGUUAUUUUUACUGGAGGCUCUGGAGGAAGUGGAGGUUACAGUAGUGGAAGCUCCGGAGGAAGUUUAAGCGGUGGAAUCCCCGCAGUCAUUAUUGGUGGAAGUAGACCAAGCGGAAGUUACGGUAGUGGAAGCACUGGUGGAAGCUUAAGUGGUGGAAUCCCCGCAGUCAUUAUUAGUGGAAGUGGACCAAGCGGAAGUUACGGUAGUGGAAGCACUGGAGUUAACACAGUACUUUCUAAUUCUGGAAAAUGUGCAUGCGACUUGAGCUGUGUAGAUGUCAGAGCAAAUGGGAACACCGCCAAGUGCCAAACUGGAUAUGUUGCCGUCUCUUGUUCCUGUGGAAUGGGAUGUGGAUCAUACAACUUCCAGGGCUCCAACACGUGUGUCUGUCAGUGCCUUAAUGUAGACUGGACAAGUGCCCGCUGCUGCAAGUCCGCCUAGUCCCAUGCCCC
Hyla sarda is the source of this 1151-nucleotide messenger RNA. RefSeq names its product resistin (gene RETN). Gene Ontology annotation, cellular component: extracellular region. Gene Ontology annotation, molecular function: hormone activity. The record is from RefSeq and is a predicted model, not a curated record. Lineage: Eukaryota; Metazoa; Chordata; Amphibia; Anura; Hylidae. The transcript has 4 exons. The coding region runs from base 73 to 1140 and encodes 355 amino acids.